UUUGUCGGAUUUCUCUUGCUCUGUAAAAGAUGUUGACAAAUUCAAAUCUGCUGCUCGCCGUGUUGUUCCUGUUCAGACCUUUACAUGAACACAGAGUCUUUUAUAACGUGUCUGUACUUCAUGAGUUUCUGACAACAGACUGUUUACAUCUUAAUUAAACAUCCGGGUAUUUAUGUGACUAAUUUGCUAACUAAGGGAACUACAAGGACUACAACUACCAGGAGGAACGUCAUGCUAGCUUGAAUAAUGAAUGACUGUGGAGCUGACAGCUGACCUCGGACAGUGAUGAAUGCUGGGAGGUUACAGCUGAAGGUGAAGAGAGUCUCCUCCAGGAAGAGGUCCAGGGACAGCCUGAAGACCUACCUGACCCCUGCCAGUAAGAGAGGAGGGGGUCCCUGUCCCCAGCAAUGUCCCACAGCCUGCAGGGUCAGCAGCAUGAUGGCUGACACACCACCUGUGGAGUUCUGCAGCGACAGUGAGGACCUGUUUGGGGACUAUGACAGCAUCCUGGAGGACAGCUCUCUCCUGGCGAAGCUGGACGAUGCCGAGCAGAACGAGAGGCAGCGAAACGUCCAGACGUCGGCUCAGAACGGCGACGCGGAUCAGCCGGACUUCACCGGUCUGCGGGCGACAAAGGACGGCGUGCAGAAACGAGUCUCUGAGGACGUCCUCUCAGACUCCAUCCUGGACGGACUCACAGACGAACCCUUCGAGGACUUACCGCCGAGCCAGCUUCUGUUUCAGGAACAAAUGAAGGAGAGCGUGAAGAGGAGCAGACUGCAGGAUGGAGAGACCACCUCCACGCCUUCCAAAAACACAGAGAGGAACACAGAGAGGAACACAGAGAGGAACACAGAGAGGAACACAGACAGGAACACAGACAGGAACACAGAGAGGAACACAGAGAGGAACACAGACAGGAACACAGAGAGGAACACAGAGAGGAACACAGAGAGGAACUCAGAGAGGAACUCAGAGAGGAACACAGAGAGGAACACAGAGAGGAACACAGAGAGGAACACAGACAGGAACACAGACAGGAACACAGACAGGAACACAGAGAGGAACACAGAGAGGAACACAGAGAGGAACAGGGAGGAUGAAUCAAAGAGGACGUCGAGGAGGAGCGUGGCCGACCAGCUGAAGAGGACGAUGCUUUGCAACGCCGCCUCUCCCUCCAGUGUUUCUCGGACCGCCGUGUUGAAGGAAGCCGUGGUCUCUGAGGAGAUCAGCGUCGCCAUGCAGGCCAUGGAGACCGUCUCUUCUCAGACCACCGACCUGGGGCCUUUCUUUGGACUCCCCUCCAAAGUAAAAGACCUGAUGCACAAACUGAGAGGGAUCCAGACUUUAUACGACUGGCAGGAGACGUGUCUGAACCUGGACUGCGUUCAGCGGAGGAGGAACCUGAUCUACUCCCUCCCGACCAGCGGGGGGAAGACCCUGGUGGCAGAGAUCCUGAUCCUCAGAGAGCUGCUGUGCAGGAAGAAGGACUGUCUGUUCAUCUUACCGUACAUCUCUCUGGUGCAGGAGAAGGUGCGUGGGUUGGCGAGCUUCGGCCUGGAGCUGGACUUCAUGGUGGAGGAGUACGCCGGCAGUAAAGGAAGGUUCCCUCCUGUGAAGAGACGGAACAACAAUUCUCUCUACAUCGCCACCAUCGAGAAGGCCCACAGCCUGGUGAACUCUCUGAUCGAGACGGGCCGGAUGGAGAACCUGGGUCUGGUGGUGGUGGACGAGCUCCACAUGUUGGGGGACGGCAGCAGAGGAGCCAUCAUCGAGAUGACUCUGAGCAAAGUCCUCUACACCAGCCGAGCGACUCAGAUCAUCGGGAUGAGCGCCACGCUGGGGAACAUCAAAGACCUGCAGACGUUCCUGAAGGCUGAAAACUACACCAACGACUUCAGACCGGUCCAGCUGAAGGAGUACGUCAAACUGAACGACUCCAUAUAUGAAGUGGACCCGAGGGAGGAGGACUGUUUCAGGUUCUGCAGACCUCUGAACUUUAAGUACUCCAGCGGGAUGCAGAAACUGGACCCGGACCACAUCAUCGCUCUGGUCACAGAGGUCAUCCCGACUCACUCCUGCCUGGUUUUCUGUCCCACGAAGAAGAACUGUGAGAACGUGGCGGGGAUGAUCUGCAAAUACCUGAAAGAGGACUUCCUGCAGCACCGGCAGGAGGAGAAGUCGGUCCUCCUGCAGCACCUGAGGGACAGCGGGAACGGCUCUCUGUGUCCGGUGCUCAGGAGGACGGUGCCGUACGGUUUGGCGUAUCAUCACAGCGGUCUGACCUCGGAGGAGAGGAAGCUGGUGGAGGAGGCGUACUCCAGCGGGGUCCUGUGCCUGCUCGCCUGCACCUCCACACUGGCUGCAGGCAUCAACCUCCCUGCACGCAGAGUGAUCCUGCGCUCGCCGUACGUGGCCGCAGACUUCCUGAAGAGGAGUCAGUACAAACAGAUGGUGGGUCGGGCGGGUCGGGCCGGGAUCGACACCGUGGGGGAGAGCAUCCUCAUCCUGCAGGAGAAAGACAGGAACAUGGCGAGGACUCUGGUCUGCGCCCCGAUGGAGAAGUGUUUCAGUAACCUGAUGCACGACGAAGGAAAAGGCCUCCUCAGUCUCAUCCUGUCACUCGUGGGAUUGAACAUCACCUCGUCGUGCGACCAGGUGAGGGACUUCCUGAGGGGGACUCUGCUGUACGUGCAGCAGGAGCAGACGUGUGUGAGGAGGAGUCUGUGGGAGGAGGUGCAGCAGUGUGUGGACGUCCUGAAGGAGAAAAACCUCAUCACGGUGUCUGCAGACGGUCAGACUCUGCAGGUCACCCAGCUGGGGAAGGCUACGUAUAAAGGCUCUGUGGAUCUGACCUACAGUGAAGUCCUCUACGGAGACCUCUCUAAAGGUCUGGAGGGUCUGCUGCUCAACAGUAACCUGCACCUGGUCUACCUGGUGACCCCGUACGACAUGAUCUCUCAGUGCAAACCGGACUGGAUGACGUUCUUUAGACAGUUCACGCUGCUGUCGGCCUCAGAGCAGAAGAUGUCUGCUGCUGUCGGAGUGCCGGAGAGCUUCGUGGCGAGAAAAGCUGCAGGGCAGACGGUGAAGAAGACGGCGAACAUGGAGGUGGUGAGCAGGAUGUACCUGGCUCUGGUCCUCUUCUCCCUCCUGAAGGAGACCAACCUGUGGAGCGUGGCCGAACGCUUCCAGCUGAGCCGAGGAUUCAUCCAGACUCUGCUCAGCUCCUCCUCGGCCUUCUGCUCCUGUGUGCUGCACUUCACUGAGGAGCUGGAGGAGUUCUGGCCGUUCAGAGCCCUGCUGAGCGAGCUGACGAAGAGGCUGAGUUACUGCGUGAGAGCCGAGCUCAUCCCUCUGAUGGAGGUGGCCGGGGUCAUGGAGUUUCGAGCGAAGCAGCUUCACGACGCCGGAUACAAAUCUCUGACUCACCUGGCGAACGCCGACCCGUCUGCUCUCUGCAGCUCCAUCGAAAACCUGUUCAAGAAACAAGCCAAUCAGAUCGUAGCCUCAGCUAAGAUGCUGCUGAAUGAGAAAGCUGCAGCUCUGCAGGAGGAAGUGGACGAGCUGCUGACGCUGCCCCUCGAUCUGCCCCGAGCUGCAGACGCCGAGCGACACUGAGGUCAUCAUGGAGGAGUUUUAUUCUCUUUGAACCUUUGAUUUUUAUCUUUUACUAGUUUAAGAUCUGUUAUUAAAAUAAUGUGAAGAACGACAGAUCAUGAUUCUCUGCUUCAUCAGCUCAUCAGUCCAGACGUGAUCCAUCAGGUCAGGGGAUUUUAGAUCUGUUAGAUCUCCACAGCUCUGACCUCCUGAAGUCAAACCUGUGACGCCUCAUUGUCUAAAACAGGAAGUGUUAUCAUCAUUAGAAUAAACGUCUGUGUCGUUACAGAGAGGAACUCAUUGAUCCUCUGUAUUAGAAUAUGUGGAUGAAGGAGAGGAGGAAACAGGAAGACCUUUUAACAAAUAAAACAACAUGAAUUAAAAACUCAAAGACAAUAAAACACUGACAAACACCUGAGUGAUGAUCGGACCUGACUUAGAAUAAGGAAGCAGGAGUUUGGAGGAUUUAUUGGUAUGAAAUAAAUAACUCAGAGCUGGACUCAAGCCUCACCUGGUCUGACUUUGGUUCAUCCCUCAGGUGAUCCAGACCCUGACCCCUCUGCUCCUCUUCCUCUCUGUGUUUUAAUGAUGUGUUCACUGACCUCAGGAGAUAUGAGACUUUAACUGAAGGCAGAUGUUCGUCCUCACGUCACAUCAGAAACAGCAGAUCGAGGAGGAGCAGGUUCUUCCUCUACAGAGACUUUAAUAAAACAUGUGUAUGAAUCUGUUUCUGGGUCAGAUCUGAGCUUCAAUAAAUAAUAAAACUUCAGUUUGAGGAAUAAAGAUUAUUCAGCUCGC
Molecule: messenger RNA, 4398 nt
Organism: Notolabrus celidotus (New Zealand spotty)
Lineage: Eukaryota; Metazoa; Chordata; Actinopteri; Labriformes; Labridae
Gene: helq
Product: helicase, POLQ like
Exons: 19
Coding region: 286-3621 (1111 amino acids)
Molecular function (GO): ATP binding; nucleic acid binding
Source: RefSeq, a predicted model, not a curated record